GCGCGGACGGACAUUUUCAUCCGCCAUUUUCUUUGCGACGCCAUUUCGUGAUUUAACAUCACUUCCUUGUUUAUCAAAGCCGUCAGAAGACAAGAAAAUUGUGAUUUGUCUGUAUCAGCAAAUGCGAUUAGAAGACAUAUGAAAACAUCGUAGAUUAUAUCAACUAAUCAACUACUGACUUUAUUGAAAUAAUCAAAGAGAAUUAAAUAAUGAUAGACGAUAACUGAACAAAGAAAUAUAUUUCAUAUUUCCAACUAUCCCGAUAAGAAAAAAAAACAAAAUGGGAAGCACAAGAAUUGGAAAAAGUUUGUAGGAGCUAAGGACUCUAAUUAAAUUUCAAAUAUCAAUGCUAAAUUACAGACUGGUGUCGACGCAUUUUCUGAAGCAACCGUAAAUUGUAUACAGGACGAUUUUUAUAAGACUAUAAGUGACGUCACUAAACUAUGUGCCGUGAUCGAGAUAUGCCAGUGCAGAGUGAUAUAAUCAAAUAAAUUUGUUAUUAAAAAACUAAAUAGCUGUGAAAUUCCAGUGUAGAUUUAAGUGUUCCGUCAAAACGGCGCGCGUUUAUGAUCCACCUUUACGUUUUGUUUCUUUCAUUUUGUUUUACAUCAAGGGAUAAGCAAUAGUUAAUUUAAUCUGAUAGCGGUGGUGGAUUGUGGAAGGGGUUUUGCUCAAAAGCGGGCCCCAUUCGCUCGACCCUGGCCAGCCGCAGAUACAAUUUUUCUAGAAUCUUGGACACCAUUGUAGAGGCUGCAAGAUACUGUAUUGUAAGUGUCUUGUUAAUCAAAUUAUAUUGAAUUUAAGAUAAUGUAAGGUCAGCAGACAAUUUCUAGUGUAUUGUAGAGGGACUGCAUGAGCCAUUGAUGCUUUUUCAGAAACGCAUAACGACCGAAAACUUUUGGAAAUUGAGGGAUUUAGUUACAAGUGUUAACUUUGCGUGAAGCAAUCAUGAUACUCUUGGAAUUAACUCAGGGCUACGGGCACAGCACAGAGUGCUCGAGCGAGCGGCGGGUAGUAAUAUCAGAGGCCGGGUGGCGUGCGCAGUGCGAGCGGGAGCGGGAGCGGGACAAGACGGAAGAUAUGGCAGCGCCCGAGUGCGAGCGAGAGGCGCGCAAACGACGCGAGCGCCGCGACUCUGGCUGCGCGCACGAGCGCAAGGAGCGGCGGCCGCACAGCGAGGAGCGCCCCCAACCCCCGCCGCCGCUGGCCCCGCUGCCCCCGCCGCCGCCGCUACACGACCACAACCGAAUUGAGUCGGAGCGUCGCGCAGAGCGUCUGUCCCGCGCACGUCGUCCACAGCUGGGUGGCAAGCGGCGCCGCCCUCCCUCGCGCAUACCACGACAACCCAAGGAGAACGAAAUCUUCCACGAUGAUGUCCGCUGCGAUACACCACCACAUUAUGAGUAUCUCGUUCAGAAACCAGAAUUGGGUCCAGAAUUGGAGCAGCUGGAGACCAUCGGCCGGCACGAGGAGGUGGAGCACGCGCGGCGCAACGAGCGCAGCGUGGCGCCGCGCCGCGUUCAACCCACUGCUGACCGUCGACUCGACAAGAUCAAUAAGAAGAUAAGCAUCUUAAAGAAGAACAUUGCAAAGUAUGAAAACGAGUACGAAGUGCAGAACGGUCGCGCCAUCACACCAAGCGACCGCAUCACAGACGUGCAACUUACGCGAAUGCACGAAACUCUACGCAAGCUGCAAGUGGAAAAGCGGUGCAUAAAAACUGAUCCAGUAGAGUACGCACUUAAAGCUAAAGCUGCUAAACAACAGAAGGAAAGAGAUGCCAAGCUGGAUGCAGCGCUUAACAGCGACAAACCAAUGGCUGAACUCGUCCGUGAUAUUGAAGAGGAUGCUGUGGAGUGUAAAAUGUUCUCUAAGGGUAGGCACUAUGACGUAGCGUUACAAGACACUGAAGACAUUGUGGGGAGCUCUUUGGGCUCCGCCAGUGCGGAUAAGUGGCUGCAGGGAUGCCGUGAGAUAGACGGUCGAUCGUCAGUGUCAGAGGGGCGUUGGUCGGGUGCACAACUGUCAGCAGAGAAGCUGUGCGUGCAGCGCGCGCUGUUGCGGCUGGAGGCAGCGCGUGGUCGCCCGCCCGUUCACUCGGCGGACCGCGGCGCCGCCCGACAUCUCUAUGAGAGGUAUCGAGCUGUUAAAAGGGCCCUCGCCGCUGCGCGCAAUGAUCCUAUAAUCGGUACGAACGGCGAGUUAGCGACCAUUCACGAGCACGAGGCCAUCGUGUUCAGCAGCAGCCUAGACAGCUCCAGUGACUCGCAGGAGCGCGCCACCGACUCCUCGCAGGAUACUGCAGAGGCUAUAGACAAUCUGCAGCCGUUACGACGACGUGAGGUCCGCGAGGGAGGCGAGGUGGUGGAAGGGGGCGAGGCGAGCUCCGCUGGGGAGGAGAUACCGUCGUCAUCGUCAGCGCAGUCGGCCGCCAGCGAUGACCAGGCCAACGCCGGCCUGCACUGUCUCGGCCUUGAAGACCUGACGCGCGCCCUCGCCGAGGCCAAGCUGCACAAAUGUGUGCUGCGUCGCGGCAUAAAGGAGUAUGAGGUGAAGUUCGAGCAGCAAAACAGCAGGAAGUUGCAGAAGGACGACAAGAAGGGCAACGAGGAGGAAUACAUUCGUUACAAAGCGGUCAAGGCGAGGAUCAAGCUUCUCAACGCACUUAUAAACAAGCAGAAAUCCAAGCCUUAAAGGAAAUUAACUUUAUCCUUCGGCUGUGGGAGCACUUGUAUACAAAAAUAAUAUCAUCCCUUUCUCGCUCUUAGAAGAAAACAGAGACAACUAUACAAGUGACGCACCAGUCAAAUUUCACUUUAGGAUUUAUAUUUUAAUCCAAUUCCAUUGCAUAUUUUUAAUUACAAGUGUAGUAAUAUGUAGCAAUAGCAAUAUAACUUCAAUCAUAUUCUUUGUAUUAUACAAUUAGAGUGCAAAUAAUAGUUAAAUAGAUUUUAGUAGACAAUAAGAGAAUUCGUGGAUCUAUGCAAUAUGCGGUACAACGGUCAUAACUUGUAGAAAUUCGGUAUAUUUAUUUGACCAUAUAUUAAUGAAAUAAACGAAUUAACAAACAUAAACCCUGUAAGACAAAAGAAGAAUACAAUGGAUAAGAAAUGUUUUAACCAGAAACAACAUGUGUACUAAAUUUCAGUACGAGUAAAUUUGAUUACUCAAAAUACGAACGAAAACUACUAUUCACUCUAAAUGGUAUUUUGCAAGAGAGAGAAAACAGAUUUGAAAAGAUUUUAGUGAAAUUACUAGCUAAUUAGCACAUUAUACUAGUGCGGCUAGUUGAUAUUCACAAAUUAAAGUUUGUUCAGGAUUUUUCGAAAACCCUGAACAUUCAAGUACACUAUUACGGCGUAACCGUAUAAUUACUUUGUGUAAAUCUAUAAAACAUCAUAAUAUUCAAAAUUGAGGUUAAUUCCAAUUCAGUACUCGAUAGUAGAAAGACGACUAAAUAUCACUUUUUCGUCAAAUAAGUGGAAGAAAAACAAAGCGAGAUGUAAACUCGUUACAUCGACUAUGUUAUCUUUUAAAAGUCGAAAGUAACUUCGUAUCGUGCGGCAACUACAUGUAUGGGGCAUUUAGUAAAAAACAUUUUAAUAAGUAUGUUCUUACUAAAUGUUAGUGCUGAGAUUCUAGAGGAUUUUUAUUUAUUAGUUAUAACUAUAUUGUUUAAGAUUUUUUAAAUAUACCAACUAACAAAGGUAAGUAUACAUUUUCUACUACUCGUAUACAUUGAGAUGUAUACUAUUUGUGGAUCUUAGUCUUCACACCAAAAGCUCGAACUUAAAAUUGUUCCAUUUAUAUUUUAUUGUUCUUUUCGAUAUUCUUUUUUAUUUUGA
Papilio xuthus (Asian swallowtail) is the source of this 3845-nucleotide messenger RNA. RefSeq lists its product as uncharacterized. The coding region runs from base 949 to 2694 and encodes 581 amino acids. Lineage: Eukaryota; Metazoa; Arthropoda; Insecta; Lepidoptera; Papilionidae. The transcript has 11 exons. The record is from RefSeq and is a predicted model, not a curated record.